AUGAUUUGCACGCCCAACCACAUCUUCGUGCCGGCGGCGUACCUGGGCAUCACGGGCUCGGGCUGCAUCUUUAGCGGUGCCAACCCGGUCUUUACCGUUGCCGAACUCGGCUACCAGCUCGCCAACACAGAGGCAAAAGCCGUCCUCGCCCAUCCCUCCGUCCUCGCCAAGGUCCUCGAAGCCUCCGCAAAAGCAAACAUCCCGCGGGCCCGCAUCUUCCAGUUCUCAGACGCUCCCGCCACCCUCCCGCCGCAGGACGGCGUCCUCGACUGGAAGGCCAUGCUGCCCCCCUACGAGGAGGCCUACGACUGGCAGUGGCCGGCCCUGACACCCCUUGAAGCCCGCCGCACCGUCGCCACCAUCAACUUCAGCUCCGGCACCACGGGGCUGCCCAAGGGCGUCUGCGUGCCGCACUCGAGCCUCAUCGCAAACGUCGAGCAGGCCAUCCACCUGCGCCACGCCCACCGCCGGCCCGAGUGGGACCUGCAGCCGCGCAACCGCUGGAUCGGCCUGCUGCCGCUGUACCACGCCUACGGGCAGCUGUACGCCUGCCUGAUGGCGGCCAAGACGCUGACGCCCAUCUACGUCCUGCCCAAGUUCCAGUACGAGGACUUCCUGCGGGCGAUCCAGCGCCACGGCAUCACGCAGCUGCAGGUCGCGCCGCCCAUCGUCGUCAUGCUGGCCAAGCGGCCCGAGACGGCGCGCUACGACCUCUCGAGCGUGCGGCACGUCAUGUGCGGCGCCGCGCCCCUAUCGCGCGAGCUACAGAUGCUGUGCCAGGACAAGUUUGGCUUCCGCAUCACCCAGGGCUACGGCAUGACGGAGCUGACGUGCAGCGGCAUCACCUUUGCCGAGGGCCUGGAGGGCGACAACCUGGGCUCCGUGGGGAGGCUGCUGCCCAACUGCGAGUGCAAGCUGCUCGACGACGGCGGCAACGAGGUGGGCGUGGGGGAGCGCGGCGAGCUGUUCAUACGGGGGCCCAAUGUGUGUCUGGGGUAUUGGCGGAACGAGGCGGCGACGAGGGAGUGCUUGGAUGAGGAGGGCUGGUUCCGGACGGGCGAUGUUGCCGUCGUGAACGGCGAGGGCUUGUUUUCGAUUGAGCUCAUCAAGGUCAACGGCCUGCAAGUCGCCCCGGCGGAACUCGAGGCCGCCCUCCUCGAAAACGAGCACAUUGCCGACGCCGCCGUCGUCGACAUUAGAUUCGGCGAAGAUGAAUGGCCCCGCGCCUACGUCGUCCUCCAGCCCGCCUCCAGGGGCAAGGUCUCGCCCAGGGACAUCCAGGACUGGGCCGCCGCGCGCGUGGCCAAGCACAAGCGGCUCGUCGGCGGCGUCGCCUUCAUCGACGAGGUGCCCAAGCUGGCGAGCGGCAAGAUUGUGCGCAAGGUGCUGAAGCAGUGGUCGAAGCGGGAUGCGGAGGAGAUGCUCAAGGCUGGGACUGCGCCGGUGAGGGCGAGGCUGUAA
Messenger RNA from Trichoderma citrinoviride, 1461 nucleotides. Its product is annotated as acetyl-CoA synthetase-like protein. The transcript has 4 exons. NCBI's taxonomy places the organism in Eukaryota, Fungi, Ascomycota, Sordariomycetes, Hypocreales, Hypocreaceae. The coding region runs from base 1 to 1461 and encodes 486 amino acids. Gene Ontology annotation, biological process: secondary metabolic process. Gene Ontology annotation, molecular function: CoA-ligase activity. The record is from RefSeq and is a predicted model, not a curated record.